Dissoconium aciculare CBS 342.82 is the source of this 4020-nucleotide messenger RNA. Its product is annotated as ankyrin. Gene Ontology annotation, molecular function: protein binding. Lineage: Eukaryota; Fungi; Ascomycota; Dothideomycetes; Mycosphaerellales; Dissoconiaceae. The record is from RefSeq and is a predicted model, not a curated record. The transcript is spliced from 7 exons. Bases 1 to 4020 code for a protein of 1339 amino acids.
AUGGCGGUCACACGAGCGACUGCUUUGGCCGUACGCACCAACACAAAUGCUUUGCAAGACGCCUUACUCAAUUUUCAAAACAGGCUCGGGAAGGAAGAUCGGAAGGAGUUUGAUGCGCAAGCGUCUAUCCCCGAUGCAUCUGCCGUUAUCAACUUAGUUACGAAACUCGACAAGGCAAACCGCGACCGUAAAGGCCGCUGCUUUGCGUCACGUUUACAUGUCGUACUCGAAUCGAUCAACCAAUUCAGUCUUGUUGUCUCCACAUUCGUGUCCUCAAACCCAGCGACUGCUGCACUGGUAUGGGGAAGCGUACAAUUCACGCUCCUGCUCGUCAGCAGGAGUCUGUCACGGUUUGAGCGCAUAUCUGAGCUGUUGAUGGAGAUUGGUCGAGAGUGCCCUCGUUUCGAUUCCUAUCAGCGCAUAUUCCAGGAUUCAACCCGCGUUCAAAAUGCGCUCUGCUCGUAUUAUGCUAGGAUCGUUCGAAUCUGCGCCGAUCUAGAAUUAUACACGAAUCCAAUGUCGCUAUUCACUUCGCGGUCUCUCAUUGAACAAAAUGAGGUUCGGGACUUGGCACGCAAUGUCGCAAAAGAGGUACAGCUCGCAAACGUGCAAAGCCAACAUGACGAGCGGAAAAGCAAACGAGAACUCGCUGCAAUAAAACGAGAACGUCAAAGACGAAUCGAACGUUUGGAUCUGCUCAACAAACUAUCGGCGCAUGAUUUCAAGACACCCUUUUCACAGCUCCAAGGCAAGCGUUGCAAUGGAACUAUAGAAUGGCUGGACGAUGAUGCUAUCUUCAAGAGGUGGCGCACAUCGCCUGCAUCAUCAAUGUUGUGGCUCACCGGCAAAUUGGGAGGCGGAAAAAGCGUUGUAAUGGCAUACGCUAUCGGAUUGUUAUUCACGCACCAAGCGACAGCAAGUUCUCAAAUAUCAUACAUGUUCUGCCGCUUUGACGAUAGCGCGUCCCUUUCAGCUUCACGCAUAUUGCGGUGUCUAAUUCGGCAAUGCUUGAGCGAGGACUCGAUGUCAGAAGAAAUCGAAAACGCACUCAGAGAGCGUCUAGAUGAUAUACCUCAUUUGGAAAGCCUGUUCCUGCGAGUGAUUGCCAACAAUCCGCUUCAUUUUGCUGUCGUUGACGGACUUGACGACAUGGACAGGACCGAGCAGCGAAAACUCUGUGAAUCGCUAAGCUCGGUCUGUAAGCAAGCCAGUCGUCCUUUCAAAGUGCUGCUGAGUUGCCGGCACAAAGUUCCAGAGAAACUUCGCGACAGCAAUGUCGACAUUAUUGAGUAUCCUCUACCUGCAGGAUUCAUCAGGCAAGACAUUGAAGCUUAUAUCGAAUAUGCUGUUGUGACAAGCAUCGAGAAUCAAGAUCUUUCGACCAAUGACCCAGCAUUGGUCUCACAAAUAGCGACUGACCUUCUUAACGGUGCCGAAAAUAUGUUCCUGUGGGUCGAGCUCAUGUUGCGAGAAAUUUGUCGUCAACCUACUGAUGACUCAAUUCGACAAAUUCUCACUAAACUGCCGGCUACACUGACGGAGCUUUAUUGCCAGAUAUUCUCAAGUAUCGCUGCCUCCGGCCGAAGUAAGGAAGCUGCGGAGUGUUUCAAAUUUGUUGCAGUAGCUCGUCGCCCGCUACUUCUACCUGAACUACAGGAAGCCAUGGCUGUAGAGCCUUAUGCUAAAUCAUCUCAGCCCGGAAGAUUUAUCAAUAAUAUUUCGCAAAUUUUUGAUUGGUUUGGUGGUUUGAUCAUCCAGGAAGAGAUUCAAGGCGAGGUCCGAUUUGCUCAUCCAACUAUCCUUCAGACCGUGUCAGACAAGACACAGCUGCGCACGCAAAUUUGGGCGCAUAUUGAUAUGGACAAGGCUUCCAAGAGAUUUGGAAUAACUUGCACCACAUAUUUAAGCUUUGACGACUUCAAGAAGAGGCAGCUCGUGAAGCAAUCGGGCUUACAAGACAUCGAUAUGACGAGGCCAAUCUGGCAAGCUUCAAUCGGAAGUGCGAUGCCUCGCCUCGCGAAGCUCAUCAACAAGAUGCACACUACUUCACCAUCGUCCUCGGGAGUCUCGCGUGGCAUAGCGCAAACACUAAACGAAGCUAUAGAACCAGAAUUCUCAACAACACACAAGAUACAGCGAGAUCAUCCAUUCUUGCAAUAUGCAACGGAAUUUUGGGAGUUCCAUUCGCGUGAUUUUGAACCAAUUGAUCGAAUAUGGCCAUUGUGGAUAGCACUCUCAUCAAGCACGGACUCGCUGAUCCGUCAACCAUGGCCAAUACUUGAUGGAACUCGUCAAUCGCAAUUAGCGUUCCAAAAAUACAUCGUGCAGGAGAAGCAUUUCGCGUUGCUAGUAUGGUGUCAAUCAGGACCGAAUCCGCUUCCAAAGAACCAAAUGAAGGAAAUUCUGGAUGAAGCAUUCUUUACUGGAGCCACUGCCUUCGUGACGAAAUUUCUACGAUUUCUAUUCGACCUCGCACUUGAUGUCAGUAUGCUCGGCGAAUUACUUCGGGGUAUUAUUCUUUCGGACGAUGCGCCGGCUGCGAGUCGUAUAAUGAGCCUGAGGUCAUCAAGUAUAGGAGUGCUUUUCGAAUGGGAUGAGAUAAGAGCUGAAGUCGGGCCUUUCCAUGCCAAAGCUUACCCUACCUUACUUGCUGUAGCUGCUGCCGCAGGUGAGGUCAAAUAUGUUGAGGAACUCCUUGCCGCCCAGGAAACAAUCAACAAAAAACCUGAUGAUGGUCCCGCUCGCUGCAGAGCACUUGAGGUCGCCGCACGAGCCGGUCACAUGAAAAUGAUCGAGUUGAUGAUGGCAGUACCUGCCGAAAUUGACCCCAAGAUCACUUUCGAUGCGCUCAAGGCAAUGAUAUCAAGCGGCCAUGCAAGUGACGUUGCCAGACUUUUGACUAAGCGAUCCACAGCAAAAGCCGUCGACGGCGGUCUCCCGGCGUUAUUGCAAAUGGCUGCGAGGGAUGGCUAUGUAGACAUGGUGGCAAUGCUCAUAUCUGCCGGCGUAAACGUCAAUGACGUAUACACGCGAUCAGCACUCGAAGUCGCCGCACAAGGCGGCCAUGCCGAAGUGGUCGACCAAUUAUUCUCGGCCGGCGCAACAGCGGAUACCACCACUGGAGGCCUUCCAGCAUUACUGCAAAUGGCUGCGGCAGAUGGCUGUGCAGACAUAGUAGCAACGCUUAUAUCCAUUGGCGUUGACGUCAACGAGGUAUUCAAGUGCACAGCGCUCGAAGUCGCGGUACAAGGCGGCCAUGCCCAGGUGGUCGACCAUCUGUUGUCUGCCGGCGCAACAGCGUACACCAUCACUGGUGGCCUGGGUAAAUUGGUUUGGGAUGCUGCAUAUUCUGGUUCUGCUCGGAUCAUUCCAAAACUGGUUUCUCAGGGCGCUAAAGUUGACGAAAUCGUCAACGGAAUGACUGCAUUGGAGGUCGCCGCACGGAACGGCCACGCUGAUGUCACGAAGGAGCUGUUAGUAGCAGGAGCAAACUACGAUAAGACUGCACUGUUGGAGGCCGCCGUACGGAACGGCCACGCUAAUGUGACCAGGGAGCUGUUGCUUGCAGGAGCCAGCUGCGAUAAUGCUGGAUUGUUGAAGGGCGCCGUACGGGAUGGCCACGCUAAUGUGACGAUGGAGCUGUUGCUUGCAGGAGCCAGCUGCGAUAAGGCUGCGCUUUUGGAGGAUGCCGUGGGUAAUGGUUACGCCAAUGUGACGAAGGUGCUGUUGGCUGCAGGAGCCACCAUAAGAGCCCAAGAAGUGCACCGGCCCUCCAAUUGGCUGCUUUCCCGAGCCGCUUCCAAAGGCAAUGUCGGUAUCAUUGGGAUGCUGCUGGAAGCCGGUGCGUAUGCAGGUCACCUUGACGAUCCAAAGAAUGCGGCCGUGAUCGCAUCCAAAAAUAAACAUGAAGAAGCGGGCAGGAUUCUGUUCCAAGCCGUGGAGGCCAAUGGAAGAAUCAAGGAUUGUAAAACUUGUACACGUAAAUCGCGCAUGGGUGGAAGACUGGUACAUGAUACAUAG